UCUAUGAACUUGAUUACUGGAGUUCAAAUCAGUUAAAACACAACCUAGAUGUGAUGCAUGUUGAGAAGAAUGUGUGCGACAACAUGCUUGGGACUUUGUUAGAUAAUGAUAAAUCUAAGGACACCACUAACGCAAGACAUGAUUUAAAGAAUAUGGGGGUUAGGAAAUCGUUGUGGAUUUACGAGGAUGCCAAUAAAAGGUUAAUGAAACCGCAUGCUCCAUACGUGUUCACUUUUGAACAGAGGCGAGAUUUCUGUCAAUUUUUGAAAGGAGUGAAGUUGCCCGAUGGUUUUUGUUCUAAUCUAAAGAAAAAAGUCACAGACAAUGACUCAAACAUUGUUGGGUUGAAGUCCCAUGAUUGUCAUGUGAUAAUGCAACGAUUACUUGCAGUAGGUGUUCACAAGUUUUUGCCAGAAUCUAUAUCCACUACCAUCACUGAAUUGUGUAAUUUUUUCAAACAAUUGUGCUCUAGGACACUGAACGUUUCUGAUAUGGAGAAAGCUAAGGAUGACUUGAUUGUUAUUUUAUGCAAGAUGGAGUUGAUUUUCCCUCCAGCAUUCUUUGAUAUAAUGAUCCAUCUGGUUUUGCACUUGCCUGAUGAAGCAAUAUUGGGAGGACCUGUAUUUAUGAGGUGGAUGUAUCCUUUUGAAAGAUACAUGAAAAAAUUAAAAAACUAUGUCAGGAAUAAAGCUCGUCCUGAAGGAUCUAUAGCAGAAGGAUAUGUUGCAGAUGAGGCUUUGACAUUUUGUUCAAUGUAUUUCAAAGGUGUGGAAACAAAAUUUAAUCAGCCUGAUCGUAACGAAGAUGCACCGUAUGUGAAUCGACACCUCACAGUGUUUGAAUCUCAAUGUCGUCCUCUUAGUAAGGGAAUUCUCGUGCCCCUCGAUGAAAAUACUCGGAAUAAAGCUGAGUGGUUCAUAUUGGAUAAUUCUCCAGAAACUGAAGUGUAUUUAGAGGAACACCUAAUUGAGGUGCAACAAAGAGAUAUGGCUGCCAAUCAUAAAUUGAUACAUAAGAAAGAGUUUCGUUCAUGGUUUCAUAAGAAGAUAUAUGACUUGCACCAACUUGGGUCAUUAGAGCAUGCUGAUGAAUUACUAGCUUUAGCAUCUGGGUCAGAUCUAUUGGCUUACUCCUACCAAGCAUGUAUAGUGAACGGAGUUUGAUUUGUCUCAUACAAUCGAGAUCAGAAUCGAAUUACACAAAAUAGUGGAGUGUG
This is a messenger RNA of Humulus lupulus (European hop), 1216 nucleotides long. RefSeq lists its product as uncharacterized. The record is from RefSeq and is a predicted model, not a curated record. NCBI's taxonomy places the organism in Eukaryota, Viridiplantae, Streptophyta, Magnoliopsida, Rosales, Cannabaceae. Bases 54 to 1163 code for a protein of 369 amino acids. The transcript has 3 exons.